AUGGGAAAGAUGGAAGAGGAAUCAAAGGAGGCGCCUCGCCCAACCCUCAUUAGGCCCCCGCCCGAGGAUCCAAGCAAGGCGGCCAUCGAGAACUCCUUGGAGGUGACCGAACUGGCCGUAAUCGCACCUAAUAUCUUCACCAAUGCCCGCCAACCAUGGCAUCCCCCUGGCGCCCGCGGUAUCUAUGGCGGCGCCGUGAUCGCCAUGUGUCUAGCAGCCGGCCAGAAGACCGUCCCCUCUGACUUCCUCGUCCACUCUAUGCAUUGCUACUUCCUUCUCGCCGGCUCGGCCGAGCUUCCUAUCCUAUUUCACGUCGAGCUGGUCCGGGACGGCCGCUCCUUCGCCACGCGAACCGUCCAAGCGCGCCAAAAGGGUCGCUGCAUCUUCACCACCACCAUCUCCUUCGUGCGGGAAGGCUCUAGCGGGCCGCGGGGCAGCCAAGUCUCGCACGCCUCUUCCAUGCCCAUCGACGAGAAAACGGGUAAACCCUGCCAACCCCCUCCGGACGACUACGACGGCGAGCCAGAACUUGUCCGCUCCGGCCCCAACCCCUUCCAGAGCGCGCGCAUCGAGGUCACCAACGCCGAUAGCGAGCGCCCGCAGGACAAGAGGACGCGCCAGUGGUACCGAGCCAAAGGCAAGAUCAGCGCCGAGGGGGGACAGCAGGCGCACCUGACCGCGCUGGCGUACGUGAGCGACUCGUACUUCAUCGGCACCAUCGGGCGCAUCCACAAGCUGUGGCGGUUCCCGUUCCACCCGGAGGACUUUGGCAAGCUGCCCGAGGACUUGCAGGAAAGGGUGCGCGCGCUGGCCGAGUGGGAAGGCCAAGGGCGUCCCGAGGAUAUGGUGGGCAGGCCCGAGAUCGGCAUGAUGGUCAGUCUGGAUCACUCGAUUUACUUCCAUGAGCCGGCCAAAGUCAGGGCGGACGAGUGGAUGUUGAGCGAGAUGGAGAGUCCGUGGGCCGGUGAGGGGAGGGGUGUGGUGACGCAGAGGAUCUAUAGUAAGGAUGGGCAGUUGUUGGCUACGUGUAUGCAGGAAGGGCUGGUCAGGUUGGAGAAGAAUCCUGGGAAUGCGGAUUCGAAGCUCUAG
Molecule: messenger RNA, 1089 nt
Organism: Sordaria macrospora k-hell
Lineage: Eukaryota; Fungi; Ascomycota; Sordariomycetes; Sordariales; Sordariaceae
Biological process (GO): acyl-CoA metabolic process; fatty acid catabolic process
Cellular component (GO): peroxisomal matrix
Molecular function (GO): fatty acyl-CoA hydrolase activity
Source: RefSeq, a predicted model, not a curated record